UGGAUCGCGGUGAACGCUGCAUUGAUCGUGUAUUCAUACACAUACACAACUACACGAUUGCAAGGCAAACCAAAGAUCGAGAGAAGAGAAAAAAAAGCACGCUGCAUAAUAUAAACAAUCUUAUUCUUCAUUAUGUAUUUUGAGCUACAUGUGCGCCAUAUCGUUUGUUUUUGUUGAACUCAGUGGUCAUGAAUUUUUUGUGUGCAUUCAUUUUGAUCAAAUCAAAACCAUAACGAAAAUAUAAUACUUGCAAUAUUGUGAAAUUCUACUUACCAAAUUAAACGGUGACGAUAAAAUGCUGUUGUAAAAAAAAGAAUUUGAAGAAAUUUACAUAAAGUGUUAUUCAUACAGAUUGUGUAUCGGAAUCAGUAGCAAACAGGUGUGCGCACACCGUUGAUCGUGUGCUUUGGCAAUACUGUCUGUGAUCGUGUGGCGCGAGCUAGUGACAUUAUCCGUCGCACUGGUGGUGUGUCUUAUUUUUAAAUGCAAAACAAUUAUCUGCAUUCGAUGUAAUUGAUGGGUGCGUGCUUAACAUUGGAGCGCGAUGAAAUGAUCGCACGUAAACGCAGUGAAGAGAUCGAUAAGCAAUUAGAUGCUCUGGCUAAAGAACGACCCAGAAUACUUAAAAUACUUUUGCUCGGAGCUGGCGAAAGCGGCAAAAGUACAUGGGUGAAACAAAUGAAAAUCAUCCACACGGAUGGUUUUUCCCAAUCGGAACUAUCGGCUUUUCGUCCAACGGUUUUGGACAACCUACUGGCAUCAAUGAAAUAUGUUUUGACUGGCAUGGGUUUGUUGCGCAUCAAUUUGGAGCAUUCAUCGAAUAAAGUGUAUGCUGAAAUCAUUCUAUCGAGUCUUAGUUGUUUUGAUAUGGAAUUUAAAAUUAUCGAUCGUGUUCGAAGUGCGCUAAAAGUAUUAUGGAAAGACCGUGGAAUUCGAUUGGCAGUAGCAAGAGGCUACGAUUACGAAUUAAAUGAUUCAGCACUUUAUCUAUUCGAGAAUAUGGACAGAAUUUGUGAUGAUAAUUACAUACCAACACCAACCGAUGUACUGCGUGCACGAGUUCGUACCAAUGGCAUCAUCGAAACAAACUUCCGAGUUAAUGACACCAUUAUCAGCAUGUACGAUGUUGGUGGUCAGCGAUCUCAGCGCCGAAAAUGGGUGUACUGUUUUGAAGAUGUGCGAGCUGUAUUAUUUGUGGUCGCACUCAGUGGCUACGACAUGACACUGCUGGAGGAUACAACCGUUAAUCGCCUUGAAGAGAGUCUCAAUUUAUUCGAGCAAAUUGUCAACAAUCGUUGGUUCAAAGAAGCCUCGUUCGUUUUGUUCCUCAACAAAUUAGAUUUAUUCCGUGAAAAAAUUAUGUCGAGCAGUCGUCAUUUAAGAAACUUCUUCCCUGAUUAUAAUGGUCCCGAUCGAAAUAUAGACCAAGCUGCCUUAUUUAUACAGAAAAAAUUUCUGCAACGUAAUCAUAAUGCACGUCGUGUAAUCUGCCCACAUUUUACCACCGCCACUGAUACAGCAAAUGUUCAAACCGUCUUCCAGGUCGUCAUGGAAACUGUGAUUAAAGAAAAUUUGGGCAAUGUUACACUACUUUGAUCACCCCCUUUUUUUAAAUAAGAAAGAAAAAAGAGCUAAUUUUAUUUAUACCUUUUAUUAUUUAGAGAGAUUGCGGUUUAUAAUAUAUAUAUAUAUAUAUAUAUAUAUUUUCAAAGAUCUACGAAACUUAUCACAAGUGCGAAAUAUGAAUAUAUUUAGAUUCAAUAAUUUUUUUUAAAAGGCACUUAAUUUACCAGGUGUAUACAGUAUUUGUUUUUUUAAAUUUUGAACCUAUCUCCGUCUCUAAAAUGUUAACCCUCUAAUGCAUUAAUUUUUUUUCGACAUGAGAACUAUUUUUCUAUGAUUAUUUUGGUUUAAAAUGCCUUAAAAAAUAAUCGAAAUUCAAAAAAUUAUUAUUAUUAACAUAGUUUACUCCAAAAAUGCUAUUGACACAAUUGGAAAACAAUCGAAUCCAUUGUUUAAACUACUAUAAAAUUGCUAUAAACAAAGAGAGAGAUAUUUUUUUAUCAAAUUUUUGUUUUCGCGUACAUCUGUGUUUAUAAUUAAACAUCCGCUUUAUAUUCACUUGUCAAAUGACUGGCAAAUGAAAGCUUGGACCCUGCUGAAUAUAUUUUAAUUCUUAAAAUAGAAUCAUUUGGUUUUUAUUAUAUAUUUUAGACAAUAAUUCAUACACCCUGCCUAAAGGCAGGGCUAUGCACUAGAGGGUUAAUAUUGCCUUCAAUUUUGUACAUUAUUCGAAAUUUAUAUGCUCAGUUUAACCGCUUCUGUGGCAUUAUGAGGACACUUUAAAAUUGAGUAAAAAAUCGUCAAAAUUUAUGCUGAAAUCAAUUAAAACAUUCGGUUUAAGCGAAAAUUUCUAAAAGGACCUAUUUUCGUGAGGAAAGUAAGAAAAUGGAAAAUAUCAAGUUAAAAAAAAUGUCAACAUUUAAAUUUACCGAAAAUAAGAAAAAAAAUUGUGAAAGUGCCCUUAUUAUACGAAUAACAUUAGGCAUUUUAAUAUCUCCAUUUUUCUCUAAAAUUCCAUUAUCAAAUUUCAUUUUUAAAAAAAUCACCAGAUUCUCUUAAAUUAAAUCAACGAAUGACAAAAAUCAUCGAUAACGAUCUCAACGCACGCAAUUCAAUCAAUUCAAUCAUACUGAUUAUUCAUUUUUCUUUCUCUUUUUUUUCAUUUGUGAUUUUGUGAGUAAUUUUUGUCAUUUAUAUUCACAAUCAUUUUUUCGUUAAAUUGUUAGAGAAUAAUAAAACCGACUUUA
Molecule: messenger RNA, 2810 nt
Organism: Contarinia nasturtii (swede midge)
Lineage: Eukaryota; Metazoa; Arthropoda; Insecta; Diptera; Cecidomyiidae
Product: guanine nucleotide-binding protein G(o) subunit alpha-like
Exons: 7
Coding region: 517-1596 (359 amino acids)
Biological process (GO): adenylate cyclase-modulating G protein-coupled receptor signaling pathway
Cellular component (GO): heterotrimeric G-protein complex
Molecular function (GO): G protein-coupled receptor binding; guanyl nucleotide binding; GTPase activity
Source: RefSeq, a predicted model, not a curated record